AUGGGUCUUCAGUGUGCUAAACCAAAAGAGAAAAAAGCAAUCAAAGUACUUGAGAGUAAACAAAACUAAAGCGGUCCUUCAACACUCAGCACCACGAAAGAGGCUAUAGAUUUUGUGGAAAGUUAAUCUUUAGCCAAUUUGAUGAGAACAAAACCAGUCAAAGAAUAUUUAACAGAGUAAAUUGCAAAUAAUCAACUCUAUGUCGAUUCUUGUGAUAUACUGGCAGAAAGAAUUGAAGGAAAAUCUUAAUUAAUACUCAGAUCUUACAAUAACUAUACUGAGAAGGCCUUAAAAAUUAAAGCCAAAGUUUUAGAAUAUUACCGAAAUGAAUAUCUAAACUAUAUCAAUUCUAAAAAUGAUACUCCUAAAAAUAGAGAGUUUAUCAUAAAAGAAACCAUUUAAUUAUUUGUAGAAACAACAAUCAUUCUAAAUUGUUUAAUGGAUAAAAACUUCGACGAUGAGUCAGAAUUAUGGUGGGGAGGUGACUACUUUGGUGAUCGUAUGAAACAGCUCUCUCUUAUUGCUGAUACUUCAGAAAAUACUGAUUCUAUCACUGCUCCCAUCUUACAAUAUUUAGACGCUUUAAAAUGCAGAAUACUCUAGGUGAUUCCCAUUUUACCAAGUUAAACUAAGUCUAUUACUAACAGUGUAGCCAUUACCAAUGUCCAUCUGACCCAGUUUUAUAAAGAUUUGAAAUUAGAGUUUGCAAGAGAUGUAGAAGAAGAAGUUAAUUGA
Messenger RNA from Paramecium tetraurelia, 735 nucleotides. RefSeq lists its product as uncharacterized. The transcript has 2 exons. Lineage: Eukaryota; Ciliophora; Oligohymenophorea; Peniculida; Parameciidae. The record is from RefSeq and is a predicted model, not a curated record.